Molecule: messenger RNA, 4298 nt
Organism: Aspergillus melleus
Lineage: Eukaryota; Fungi; Ascomycota; Eurotiomycetes; Eurotiales; Aspergillaceae
Gene: NdufS1
Product: putative NADH-ubiquinone oxidoreductase, subunit G
Exons: 7
Coding region: 133-2349 (738 amino acids)
Biological process (GO): ATP synthesis coupled electron transport
Cellular component (GO): membrane
Molecular function (GO): NADH dehydrogenase (ubiquinone) activity; iron-sulfur cluster binding
Source: RefSeq, a predicted model, not a curated record
AGAAUCCGAACGAGCCAAAAGUGCUCUUCAAGUACCCCGGUUCCCAAAGCACGACGCCUGAUAACUCCAUCUUCCUCCCUCCUAACCCCCGUAUUACAUAUUUUCUUUCCUUCAAUUCGCCUGCCCUCCAGCAUGCGGCCGCAGUUGUAUCGUGCGGCCGCCCGGUCUCUCCGGGUCCCAAAGGUCAACAAUUAUCCUAGGACCUUUGUUUCGACAACCCCUCGCUCUGCUGAGGUGGAAUUGACAAUUGAUGGAAAGAAGGUCUCUGUAGAAGCCGGUUCGGCCCUUAUCCAGGCCUGUGAGAAAGCAGGCGUGACGAUUCCAAGAUAUUGCUAUCAUGAAAAACUGUUAAUCGCAGGCAACUGCCGUAUGUGUCUGGUGGAAGUCGAACGUGCUCCUAAGCCCGUGGCAUCAUGCGCCUGGCCUGUACAGCCUGGAAUGAACGUCAAGACCGACUCGCCCCUUGUGCAUAAAGCGAGAGAGGGUGUUAUGGAAUUCCUCCUCGGAAACCAUCCUCUUGACUGUCCUAUCUGCGACCAGGGUGGAGAAUGUGACCUGCAAGACCAGUCCAUGCGCUAUGGUGCCGAUCGGGGGCGUUUCCAUGAGGUUGGUGGCAAGCGUGCUGUUGAAGACAAAAACAUUGGCCCCCUGGUAAAGACGUCUAUGAAUCGGUGUAUCCAUUGCACCCGCUGCGUUCGAUUCAUGAACGAUGUUGCAGGCGCCCCGGAACUCGGAACAACCGGCAGAGGAAACGACAUGCAAAUUGGAACUUAUCUGGAACAGAACCUCAACUCUGAGCUCUCUGGCAAUAUCGUCGAUCUCUGUCCUGUCGGUGCCCUGACAUCAAAGCCUUAUGCUUUCCGUGCUCGCCCUUGGGAAUUGAAACACACUGAAUCGGUUGAUGUCCACGACGCCCUGGGAUCUAACAUCAGGAUAGACACCAGAGGCAUGGAAGUCAUGCGCAUACUUCCAAGGCUGAAUGAUGAUAUCAAUGAAGAGUGGAUCAAUGACAAGUCCCGAUUUGCUUGCGACGGCUUGAAGACUCAGAGACUAACCACACCCCUGAUCCGAAGGGAUGGCAAGUUCGUCCCAGCAACAUGGGAACAAGCCUUGACUGAUAUUUCUUCGAACUACCAAAAGUCACAGCCGGGAGAAAACGAAGUGAAAGCCAUUGCUGGACACCUGGUAGAUGCGGAAUCCCUCGUGGCCAUGAAAGAUCUUCUCAACAAACUUGGCUCGGAUAACUUAGCUCUGGACCAAGCAGGUGGCGGAUCACCCAUUGCCCAUGGCAUUGAUGUUCGCGCAAACUACCUUUUCAAUUCUAAGAUUUACGGAAUUGAGGAGGCCGAUGCUAUCCUUUUAGUUGCAACAAAUCCACGCCACGAAGCCUCUGUCCUUAACGCACGCAUCCGCAAGCAAUACCUUCGCUCUGACCUUGAGGUCGGAUUAGUAGGGGAAGAGUUUGACAGCACCUUUGAAUACGAACACCUUGGCGCCGAUGUUUCUGCUCUGAAGGCCGCUCUUUCCGGUAAAUUCGGCGAAAAACUUGCUUCGGCUAAGCGACCCAUGAUUAUUGUUGGCAGUGCUGCGACCGAGCACCAGGACGCGAAGGCGAUAUACGAGACCGUCGGUAGUUUCGCGGAGAAACACUCGAACAACUUCAACACCCCAGAAUGGCAAGGAUACAACGUUCUUCAGCGUGCUGCUUCACGUGCUGCUGCCUUUGAGGUUGGAUUCACUACACCAUCUCCCGAGGUCGCCCAGACGAAGCCUAAGAUUGUCUGGCUUCUUGGAGCCGACGAAGUUAGCCCGAGUGAUCUUCCUAGCGAUGCGUUUGUCAUCUACCAAGGGCACCAUGGUGAUCGCGGUGCUCAACUGGCUGAUGUUGUUCUUCCCGGAGCGGCCUACACUGAGAAAUCAGGCACUUACAUUAACACUGAAGGUCGUGUGCAAGUCACUCGCGCGGCCACUUCUUUGCCCGGUGCCGCACGGGAUGAUUGGAAAAUCAUCCGCGCCGUCAGUGAGUUCCUGGGUGCGCCGCUUCCUUAUGAUGACAUCGAAGCUCUUCGCGAUCGAAUGGAGGAGAUUAGUCCCGUCAUGCGCAGAUAUGAUGUCGUCGAGCCAACCUCGUUGAGCUCAUUGAGCAAGGUCCAGUUGGUCGACCAGAACAAGGGCAUCAAGCCGACUGAAACACCUUUCAAGAAAAUCAUUGAAGACUUUUACUUUACUGAUUCUAUCUCCCGAAGCUCGCCCACCAUGGCUCGCUGUUCCGCCGCUAAGGCUACUGGCAACCCAGAAACGAACUUUAUGGCUGCUGGUGAAAUGUCUCCACAAGCUUUGUAUGGUUAAAUCUUGAAACCCCCAAGUGGCUCUGGUCCCUUGGUAUGUGCUAGUUAUCAAUUGGUCUAGGCGUUGUUGUUUUAACACCUAUUCUCCGGCCCCUUUUUUACUCCUGUUUUCUUUGCCUCCCUUUUCCCUUGUUAUCAGUAUUACUAUUUUCUUUUUUUUUUACCUUCCCCCCCUCCUUUUUUCAUUACCGUCAGUUAUUGUCUUCGCUAUCUCGUUGCCAUGUGCUCUAACCGCCCUCUGGUAAAAUAUGAGACAUGAUUAGUGGCCAAAUCUGUACAUAACAUUCAGUUAAAACCAGUUCCAGGGGUAUGCGCAAGUUCCUUGAAUUUUUUUCAAAAUAAAAAAAGCUUGUUGAGGGGUCAAACCUUAGUCAAUAUGUACAUUUCGUCAUAGAGGGCGGCGCAUGGGUAUGUAACGUCCUCUCGAACAAGCUCAAUUCUUUUGCGGAGACAGUAUGGGCAAACUGUAAUACUGGGGAACCUGGCAACUCAUAGUUCAUCAUCGUCCGUCUCUCCUGCAGAUUCCGCAUUGCCUUGAGCACCUUUUCCGGGUGGCAUUAGCCCGGUGGCUGGAAGGCCAACCUGUGAAGGAGUCGCGGCACCGUCGUUAAAGGCAAGGUAAGCAGACGAAUUCCUAGCAUUCACGCCGUGCUGUUUCUCCACGCCAUCGUGGGCCGAUGACUCCCCGUCACCGACGCUGCCUUCUGUGCCCUCGUCCAUUUCUCUGGAGCUUUUCUCGUCCGAAGCGGAGUCCGUCUCCACUUCUUCAGAAACAGCUUUUCCUUCUGAUCCACUGUCUUCGGGGCCGCGAGGAUGACGCUUCCCCAGGGGUUUCUGCUGGGAACGGGCUUGAUGCUUGGGGGAGCUUGGCGUCUGGAUAUAUGGAUCUAAAAUGCCAUACACAAUCGAUAUUAGUCAGAUCUACUUACCGCCGAUAUCAUACGGAGUACAGUCAAGUCUUACCCGUUUCGGGGUCUGGUUCUGCGGUAUUCAGCAGUCUAUGUUGGUUGCGAAUCUUCAGCUUCUUCUCGUUUAGCAAACGGACAAGGUUUGCCAAUAAUCGUUCUUCAUGUUGCUCCUUGGCGGCAACUAAUUGCUGGAGUUGAUCGUUAAGCUGAUCAAUCAUAUGCUCAGCAGCGCAGGCACGAUCCUGGAGUGCACGGCAGCGUUGUUCAAGGGCAUUUGAACUAGCGAUCGCCAUACUACACCAAUCGAGAAGUUGGAUUUCUUGCUCAUCGUCUUGCAUUAGGGUCACGGAUCCAAGCCUUUGCUAUCAUUCAUUCGUUAACCAAAAGACGUCGCGUGUGGUGAUCUCCACGAGCACAUACAGUGAUUCCUUCUAUUCUCUUACGAAUGCUGAUGACCAACUCCUUGGGUGCGCUGCGAGACUCACAGAUCGUAGCUGACGAUUCGAUGCCAUGGAACGAUCUCAUGUCGCCAACAGACUCUGUGGCCUGCCCAAAGAUAUACCAGACAACUUGGGCCCAUUCCUCAUCACUGCCGUGGUAAUUCUUGGCACGUAAAUCCUUCAAGUGGGCUCGCCGGACUUCAGAGCCUUAGCGGUUGGGAACCAUGCAAACGUUUUGGCGGUAUACGACUUACCCGUCUGAGUAAAUGGAUUCUCUCCUUCUGUCGCAACUAGGUCUAGACUGGAAGCAAUGCGAUCGGAACUAGCAACACGAAGGAGCACGGAUGAUUCAGGGUGGUCAGAUCUGGGAAUGCGCAGGACACGCAUUCCCGAGUGAGACUCGGAGGGUGGCGGCACGGUAUUCAUAAUCUGCAAAUCGUGAUAAAGAAGAAAGAGAGUAAACUGAAAUGGGAGGGUAUCUAUAUAGAAAUCGCCACAAGAAUAGGCAACUAGCACCAACCGUUGCCUAGGUAGUACGGAGUAGUAGGUAGGCGGCUGUUCAUAGUUCGGACACAACAACGAUCUAUACCUUAAGGUACCUA